Pectinophora gossypiella (pink bollworm) is the source of this 2434-nucleotide messenger RNA. RefSeq lists its product as uncharacterized. Lineage: Eukaryota; Metazoa; Arthropoda; Insecta; Lepidoptera; Gelechiidae. The transcript has 16 exons. Gene Ontology annotation, molecular function: threonine deaminase activity; L-serine ammonia-lyase activity. Gene Ontology annotation, biological process: L-serine catabolic process; L-threonine catabolic process. The record is from RefSeq and is a predicted model, not a curated record.
AUGGGUGAUAAGAAGAGUAAAGAAAAGCAGCAGCUGUUUGAACCAUCAUACUGGCAUGUGACCGGUGAUAGUGCCCAAAGCAUUAGCAAAGCAAAAGAGAAAGCUAAAUACGUAAGCACAAACAGAUGUAAAGUGUAUUUCAAAUGUGAGAAUUUGCAGAAUACAGGAAGUUUUAAAGUUCGUGGAGCGUACAAUGUAAUGGCUUUAUUGACGAGUUCUGAGAAAAGCAAAGGGUGCACAGUUUCGGGCGGACGAAAUUUUCUUUCGGCUAUGACUUACUGUGGCUUCCGUGAGUCUGUGCCGAUCAACGUGGUCGUGCCCAAGGACUGCCCCAUUGCGGAGAAACAGCGAUACAAGGAGAACUUCGGAAUUGUCAAAGUACACGGCAAUGAUGGAAACGAAGCCAGCCUCGAUGCACUCUCAUACAGCGAACAGAUCGGAUCUAAAUACAUACAUGGGUAAUAAACACUGGACCUGAUGGCGGGUUACGGGACAGUUGGGUUGGAGGUGUUGACGCAGUUGGACCGGCUCGACGCCAUCAUCUGCCCGGUCGGCAGCGGCGGGCUCGUCGCCGGCAUCAUCGUCGCCGUCAAGACGCUCAAGCCCAACACUUUGGUUUAUGGAGUGGAAAGCGCAGUCUCCCCUGUAAUGACGCACGCACUAGCUGAGAAGAAGCCGGUGAUGGUGCACGGCGACCCCAGCAUCGCCGACAGCCUGGCGCACUUCAUCGCCAGCAACAACGCCUUCAACGUCAUCCGGGGCUACCUGGACAGGAUGAUAACGGUGGAAGAAGUGUGGAUAGCCCGAGCAAUAAUCACGCUGUUGGAGCGAGAAAAGCUGAUAGUGGAGGGCGCUGGAGCUUGCAGCGUGGCCGCCAUACUCGCCAACAAGGUGCCAGAGCUUCAUGGGAAGAAUGUGGUGUGCAUCCUCUCCGGCGGGAACGUGAACAGCUCCCGUCUUUCGCGGGUCAUUGACCGCGGGCUGGCGGCGGAGGGUAGGCUGGUGAAGUUUAUCACGACGGUGCCCGACGUGCCUGGCGCCAUGGCCAAGCUGCUGGCGCGGCUGUGCGAGGCCGGGGUGGACGUGAGGAGCCUGGUGCCCGAGCGCACCUGGAUGAAGAGGGAUGUCUUCAAUGCUACAGAAUUGUUUACCGGCACCCAACCCCACAUUUUAACAUUCGCCGAGAUAAAGCAAGCGGCUGAAAGGAUCGAAGGUGGAAUCAUACACACUCCACUAUGUGAAGCAAAAAUUAGCAAAUACAUGGACUACGAUAUUUAUCUCAAGUGUGAGAACUUGCAGUACACUGGCAGCUGUGCAGAACGAGGUAUACGGAACGCGUUUGUGGCGAAGUUCGAGGAUCUGAGCAAGCGCGGGGUGAUCGUGCCGUCUGGAGGCAACAUGGCGCUGGCGGCAGCCUACCAUGGCGGCAUCAUGGGCGUGCCGGUGACAGUGGCGAUGCCGGACCGCACCCCGCCGGCGGUGUCGCAGCGCUGUUCCGAGCUGGGCGCCGACGUGGUGCUAGUGGGAGACAACGUGGACGAUGCCAUUACCUACGCGCGCAAGGUCUGCAAGGACACUAAGCAGACUUAUAUUUGCUCGGACGACCCCCUAGUGAUGGCAGGCCUGGGCACGAUAGGGCUGGAGAUAGUGACACAACUGCCGGAGGUAGACGCCGUCAUCGUGCCCGUGUCCGCUGGGGGGUUGCUAGCCGCCGUGCUCAUUGCGUGCAAGAAACUCAAGUGCUCCUGUCUUGUCUAUGGUGCAGAAUGCGCGAAGGUGCCGAAGAUGAUGAAAGCCCUGCAGGCCGGCGAGCCAGUGUCAACGCCCGUGGUGCCCAACCUGGCUGAUGGGCUCAGCGCGUCCAUCGUCGGUAACAACGCCUUCGCCACCAUCAGGGGCCGGCUUGACAGAAUGUUGGUGGUGGACGAGACGUACAUAUCGCGCGCGUUGAUCGGCAUGAUCGAGCGGGAGCGGCUGGUGGCCGACGGAGCUGGCGUGUGCGCAGUCGCCGCCGUCAUUCAGGGACUCGUGCCGGAGCUCAAGGGGAAACGUGCGGUGUGCAUAAUAAGCGGCGGGAACAUAGAAUGCGGUAAACUAUCACGCAUGAUCCAGCGCGGGCUGGGCGCCACGGGUCGGUUGCUGCGGUUCGCCGUGGCCGUGCCCGACCACCGCUCGGGAUUGGAGAAGCUGGCUCAAGUCGUGGCCAACGAGAACGCCGUGCUCAAGAGCGUUGUUACAGAGCAGCUGUGGCUGCAUAGUGACGUUGGCUCUACUUGGGCAAAUGUUGUGGUGGAAACAGCAAAUGAAGAGCAUUCUGCCAAUAUCAAGGACAGGCUACGAGAGGUCUACCCUUCAGCCAGAUUUGCAGUUUCAGAUCUUGAUUAUAAACAUAAGUCACGUUAACCAUAUUGUAAUGUGUAAUGGAUGUAAUGUA